This is a messenger RNA of Oncorhynchus gorbuscha (pink salmon), 11444 nucleotides long. Its product is annotated as SH3 and PX domain-containing protein 2A-like. The record is from RefSeq and is a predicted model, not a curated record. NCBI's taxonomy places the organism in Eukaryota, Metazoa, Chordata, Actinopteri, Salmoniformes, Salmonidae. The transcript has 16 exons. Gene Ontology annotation, biological process: superoxide anion generation. Bases 460 to 4068 code for a protein of 1202 amino acids. Gene Ontology annotation, cellular component: cytoplasm. Gene Ontology annotation, molecular function: protein binding; superoxide-generating NADPH oxidase activator activity; phosphatidylinositol binding.
CAUUUGUCGGUAAAUUCGGUGGCUUUUUUUUGCCUACCCCGACCCUAUAUAGCCUACAGGUAUGCACCCCUCGCUGAAGGUAUUGUGGUCCAACACAAAGGAACUCGCUCCACUUUCCUAUUUGAGGUGACCUCCUUCUCAGCAUGCGACCGCUGGCCAGCCUGCCUUGUUGUCCAACGUGAAGAUAUCGCCUUUUGGAUUUCGGGCAGAAUGUUUUAGCCAUAUAAAUAUAGAUUCUCAAUUGAUAGCGACUAUGAUAUAUUCUGCCUUUGGGUAUAUUACGCAUCGUCAAGCCAAGACAUUUGAUUCCUUGCGCCUUAGACUCGACAACCCAAUCAAUGAAUGCCCUUUUUGAGUUCUUCUUCAACGUUUCUUGAACUGCAGAGGCUAUAGCCCACUACAGGAACUGGGAUAUUGCAUUUAUUGUGUGUGUACGCUGUAGCCAUUUCCAACGUCAAGAUGCAGUUUCGGACAGUGUUGGAUGUAAAAGUCGUGGACGUGGAGAAGCGGCGCAAUCCGUCCAAACAUUACGUGUAUCUCAUCAAUGUCACAUACUCUGACAACACCUCCCACAUAAUCUACAGGAGAUACAGCAAAUUCUUUGACCUUCAGAUGCAGAUUCUUGACAAGUUCCCAAUCGAGGGAGGGCAGAAAGAUCCCAAGAAGAGAAUCAUCCCAUUUCUCCCAGGUAAAAUCCUGUUCAGGCGGAGUCAUGUGCGUGAUGUGGCCAUGAAGAGGCUACGUUUCAUCGAUGACUACUGCAGGGCUCUGGUCCGUCUCCCUCCUCAGUUGUCUCAGAGUGAGGAGGUGCUGCGCUUCUUUGAGACCAAAGCUGAUGACCUCAACCCCCCAGGAGAGGACUAUGGAUCAUCCAAGCGCAAAUCAGUGUGGAUGUACGGCUUUACCGACAGUCCAAGGAAAGAGGCCUCAGGCAUUGACAGCUCGGACCCUAUGGUGCUGGAGCAGUACGUGGUGGUGGCCAACUACGAGAGGCAGGAGAACUCUGAGAUCAGCCUGCAGGCUGGGGAGACGGUGGACGUGAUCGAGAAGAGCGAGAGCGGUUGGUGGUUCGUCAGUACAGCCGAGGAGCAGGGUUGGGUGCCGGCCACAUACCUGGACUCACAGAACGGCACUAGAGACGACCUGGAACUUAGCACCGUCAGGACAGGAGAAGUUACUAAGAGACGCAAGGCUCAUCUGAAGAGACUGGACCGCAGAUGGACCUUGGGGGGCAUAGUGAACCGCCAGCAGAGUCGAGAAGAGAAGUACACGACGGUGCAGCCGUACGCCAGCCAGGGGAAGGACGAGAUCGGCUUUGAGAAAGGGGUCACCGUGGAGGUCAUCCAAAAGAACCUGGAGGGCUGGUGGUACAUCAGGUACCUGGGGAAGGAGGGCUGGGCCCCGGCCUCAUACCUGAAGAAGAUGAAGGAGGACUUCUCAUCCUCGGGCAGGAAGAAGACCCCGACAGGCCCUGUGGAGAUCAUCGGCAACAUCAUGGAGAUCAGCAACCUGCUCCAGAAGAAGUCCAGCAGUGAGAAAGAUGUCCAAACGGAUGGAGAUUCCACCAGUCCUGAGCGCCACAUCUCCAAGAGUGAGAUCAGCCUGCCCAUGCCCUGUGCCCCAGGUUAUAACCCCAGCCCCGACCACGGCCCGAGCCCUUGCCCAGGUCCGAGUCCUGGGCUGAGUUCUGGAUCUGGGAUGGGUACCUCCAGUCCUAGCCUGGGCCCUGGUGCUAGUGGCCCUCUACAGGACAGUAAGGGGAAGACAGAACCUGGUUCCCCUGCUGUAGCACGUGUCGCUCCACACAGAGUGUCGAUAGGCUCUCCCAACCUCCGACAAAAACCCCCUCCUAGAAGAGAAACAAAUCUGGGCUUCCAGUUACCCAAGCCACCAGAGCCCCCUACUGUGGAAGCGGAGUACUACACCAUCGCAGAGUUCCAGUCCUGCAUCUCUGAUGGCAUCAGUUUCCGUGGAGGACAAAAAGCUGACGUUAUAGAGAAGAACUCCGGGGGCUGGUGGUAUGUCCAGAUCGGGGAGACGGAGGGUUGGGCCCCCUGCUCCUACAUCGACAAACGCAAGAAGCCCAACCUCAGCCGACGAACCAGCACGCUUACUCGCCCCAAAGUCCCACCCCCAGCUCCACCCGUCAAAAAGCAAGACUCAGAGGAGACGCCCUCACCUUCACCCAGUCACUCCAUCUCCUCAUCGUCCAAAGCCACAGAAUCCCCUAGUCGGCCUGCAGUAUACGAGGAACCUGAAUACGACAUUCCCGCCGUUGGAUGCGAGGGCGAGUCAGACACAGAUUCCCUGAAGGGAGAGACAAUACAUCGCCCCCUGGAGGUGAAAAUCAACAAUGUGGUCUAUGAGAAGUACCGUAGUUCUCCUCCGGUCUGCAAGACCUCCCCUGUGAUUAUCAGCUAUAGAAGAAGGUCCUUCAGGUCUGUUGAAGAGAUGGCCAAGGAGGAAUGUAUCUAUGAGAAUGAUGGCUUCAGGCGCAGUAGUGGUGAUGAAGGGGCUUCGGCCAAAGGCUGCGGCGGUUCCAACUCCCCAAGGAUCUACCACUCCUCGACUGUACCCCGCAAACCCUCAGGGUCUUCACCUCUAGCAGGGGGAAAGCCAUUGAAGAAGGUCGCCCCAGAGCUGAGCCGGAGCCAGUCCUUAGCCAAAGCCGACACCAGCCCCAGGUCGUCCUCAGAUGAAUCAGGUAGAGGUUCCAGGAGACCUCCAGGCAUCCGGACGGUGGAGCAAAGGAUAGGCCAGAGCCCCUCCACCAAGCUCAAGCCCUCGGUGAGGCCUAAACCUCUGCUCACCACCAAGUCAGAGCCACAGUGCUCCGAGAGAAUGGACAUCACUUCCCUGAGACGCCAGUUGAGGCCCACGGGACAACUCCGGCAUACCGUCCAUGGGCUCAAAGACUCAGAGACGUCCUCUGUCAUCUCGUCGGAGGACUCCCAUUCUUCCCGCAACAGCACCUCAGACCUCUCUUCCAUCUACUCCAAGGGGAGCCGGGGAGAUUCAGAUCUGGAGGGGUUCAACCUGUACCGGACCACAGACGCCUAUGACAAGGUCCAGGAGUCAGAGCUGAGCUUUCCACCUGGGGUGGAGGUGGAGGUCCUGGAGAGGCAGGAGAGUGGAUGGUGGUACAUUCGUUGGCGGGACGAGGAAGGCUGGGCGCCCACCUUCUACCUGGAGCCCAUCCACCAAGGGAGGGACGGUGGUGGGUCCGAGUCUGACGGGCAGCGCUCUGGGUCGGGCAGCGGCACCGGGAGCAAGUCCAACAGCCUGGAGAAGAAUGAGCAGCGCGUGCUGGCGCUCAACGACAUCAACCUCCAGGGACUCACCAACCACCACCAGGUACACAACACGCCAGGGGGUCUGAGAUCGAGGAACAUUCCCCCCAUCCCCUCCAAGCCUCCGGGGGGCUUCUCCAAGCCGGCUGUGCUGGUUAACGGAGCUGUGAGAAUGAGGAACGGUGGGGUGAGACCGCAGUCCGCUGUCAGACCCCAGUCCGUGUUCGUGUCUGUGCCACAGCCUGCCAUGGACAGUCAACACUACAUGACGAGUUCCCUGAGGCGGAACGAGUCAUUGGCCGCCCACAACCAGUAUCGUACCGACCAGUACCGCUCCGGUUCCUCUACCCUCGGCGUGCGCCGUAACUCCUCUUUCAACGCGGUGCGUGCGCAACCCGUCAUAGUCGAGACCCGAUCGCGACCCUCAGAGCGCUCAAUCACCACCAGGGAUUCUUCGGCGGAACGAUUUGGCGCCGGUGGCGGGACGGACGCCUUGAGCAGGGUUGGGGUUGUUGUGCAGCGUAAUGGUAUCCCCGUAACCACAGUCAGGCCCAAGCCUAUCGAGAAGAGCCAGCUGAUCCAUAACAACCUGGGGAGGGAGGUAUAUAUUUCCAUCGCUGACUACCGGGGGGACGAUGAGACCAUGGGCUUCCCUGAGGGCACCUGCCUGGAGGUUCUAGACAGGAACCCCAACGGGUGGUGGUACUGCCAGGUCCAAGAUGCCCUGCACCCCCGCAAGGGCUGGGUCCCCUCCAACUACCUAGAGAGGAAGAAGUAAUGGCCUAGUAAUAAUAACAAUGUCCCCCUUUGAUGAUGUCACUAAGAAUAUUGGUGAUGACAUCACUCCAUAAGAAUGUUACCCCACAAGAGCUACCACAAGCAAUAUGCUCCAAAUAUGUAAACAGAUGAUUGAUUCUGAAAGACUUUAUGUAAAAAAACUACAUGUUGUUUUAACCUUAUAAUGAGAAAGAGACACUUUUAUUUCUGGCUUACUAAAGUGUACACGUAAAAGACUAAAAGUCCAGAUUUUUGCGUGCGAUAUGGGAUAUAACGAGAGACUGAAAACAGGGUUGGCCACCCCCAGUGUUAGAAACACAAAUACGUUUUUGUAACUUUGGAACGAUUUGACACGACACCUUUUAGAAGGGGUUUACAUUAGAAAGAGAAGAUAGCUGGGCAAUGAUGGCAAGCCUUAUACCUGCCCUUGUGACUAUAAUGCCAAAUAGGUGCCUUUCGUAGAUGAUCAACUGAAUGGGGGUUCGAAGAAGUGGACGGAACACAUCGGUGAAUCAACGUCAUUACCAAAUGUAUUACUGUGCCAUAGGCCUAUGAGCAUGAAUACCACCAAAAUGAUUUUUGUAACGUUCAAGAGAAUCACUUGAGUAGGAGUGUUUUAAGAGCGUUACCGAGCGAAUAGGAUCAAUCUAGAGUGUUCCGAAUCAAAUAAGAAAAAAACAAGAGAACAGGAGAGAUAUCAGUGACUCUCAGUGAGUCACAAUUGAGUCCCAAUUGACUCACUGAAAAUGACUCAUUGUUUGAUUAUCUUUUUUAGACAUUACUGUAUGUUUUGUUCUUUAAUGUCUCUGUGUGUCUUUCUGUCUGUCCUUAGAGAUGUAUUUCUGCUUUCUUGUGAAACACUCCACCGACAGCCCAGAAUUGGAAAGAGUCCAAGUUUCCUCUCUCGGAUAUUCGAUUCUCUGAAGUUUCACUGACGGAAUAUCUCUGUUUGAGGUACACGUAAUUAGACAAACUUUGUAGUGUCACCCCGUUUUUGGAGUCCAACUUCUUACUCUAUAUUUUCAACCAAGCCUACAGUAUCUUGCACACAAAUAAAGCCGAAACUUGUCAAGCUUGAAAUCUAAUCAAAGUAUAGUUAUUGGGAAAUAAAUUCCAAUUGAAGGUGCUUUUCAGUUAAAACAUUUUUUUUAACCUACCACCAAGAUAUUACUUUACACAAUAAGUUUUAGUAUUGUCUGUCUUAGUCCCAGACAAAUAUAUUUGUAUAUAUGCUUUACUGUAUACAGUAAAGCAACCGCAGUUGCACAGAAAAUAAGUACUGGAAAUAUGGCUUCAUAAUGAUCUUUGAAUCCCAGGGAUAUAUUUCCAUAGCCUCGAGCCCACAAUGUGAUCAAACCAAAGCAGAAUAUCAUUGCAUUGGCUAUUUUGUAGCUUUACUAUUGUAACGAAUGUGCUGGGAGUCAGGAGGCAAGUUCAGGGAGUGUGUUUUAAUUAAUAAAUGUAACAUAAUACAAAACACAAACAACGCACCUACAAGAAACAGAAACAAUGGGGAAGGAACCAAAGCGAGUGAAAUAUAUAGGGCAGGUAAUCAAGGAGGUGAUGGAGUCCAGGUGAGUGUCUUUAUGCGCUAAUGUGCAUAACAUGGUGCCUUAACGAGCAGCCUGGUGACCUAGAGGCCGGAGAGGAAUCACACGUGACAACUAUCUAUUUAUGGAUACAAAUAGCCCAAUACAAUGUAUUCUAAAAAAUAACUAAAACGAAGUUUAAAAACUGAAGAAUAAAAAAAUAUAUAUUUUGAUAACAUCUGGACUCAGUUAAUGUUCUGAACCCAAAUGAAAGAAUGUUGAAACAUGCGGAUAUUGCUGUGCAGUAUUGGUUCAUGUGGUAUGCAAGAACAUUUAUGUUCACUUCCUUGCUUUAAAAGUAGUUUGGUAUCUACUGGAUUUAGAAUAGUACUGCAGGACUAUUUUGAGUUAUUACUAUUUACUUAUACAUUUUCCCCAAACACAAAACUGAUAUUACUUCAAUACGAUCCCCAAUUGAAAAUCCAAAUGAAGUACUAUUUCAACUGGCUGGUGUUCAAGACUGCUGAAAUAUUUUUCUAACAGUGUGUGACAUUUUUUCAUGACAUUUUCUGCUGGACAGUAUUAUAGUAUUAAAGUAUUGUACCUGCUAGAUCGCAGUUAUAUCUGUUUUAGCCAACCAUAGUUGUUUUUUGUUGUUACAGUGUGAUCACACAUAGACAAUAAUGAAGAUUGAAGUUCCGUUUUUUGUGAAUUAAUGCACUUUAACACUUGUUUACAGUGCAUUAAUGUAAAGAUGCAGUUGAAAUACUCAGCAUAUUAUUUAUUGAUAAAAAAAAAAACUAUUUAAUAAGAGUAUUUUUUUACCUCAAGUUUUUCAACUCCUGUCUUUUCACAGGAAAAUAUCUCAGUCAUUAGAGGAUGCCAAAGCUCCUCACAAUAUAAUAAUUGGAUACUGUACAUGGUACUCUCUUGUGGGAGAUUAAUGCUACUGCAACAUACUUUUUUCCAUGUUGCCCUACAAACCGGCAGUUACAAUGCAAUACCAAAUGCACUGCUGGUCAGUGAAACUUCCAACUACACAAUCAAUGCCUGUACAUAAUUGAAUGUUUUCAAAUUUGAAUGCAGCUAAGAGUUGUUGUUUUUUGUAGUUUGUACAUUUUUUUUAGUUCACUUUAUUCUAUUUGGCUAUCUUUUUUCCCAACCUUCUAAAUGAUGUUUUUUCCCCCCCAUGCUGUGUGCUGCAACUAGCAAAAUCAUGGACACUUCCUUUCUCCUUAUUGGUCUGUACGUAAUGCCUGAUUCAAAUCAUAUUUAUUUUUGACCUAAUGUUUAUAUCUCCCAUUUCUGGUUUGACAAUCAAAUAUGUAUCCACUGCCUCACUAGACUUUACUACACCUGUCAACCUAGUACAAAAGUCAAUAAUGUGUGAGAUACUGUAUCAUUUAAAAAAAACAUUUCUACAGUCUGUUUGGUAUGAAUUUCAAGCCGUUGCAUACAGAUCUAUAGAAGCUGAAGUUAGUUCUGCUUCACAAAUGGAGGGUAUAAAAUGCUCCUUAUCUCACCCAUCAUAUCCCAUCUAAAGCAAUGGAAAUCAAUAAUUAGGUCUAUGUAUAGUACAACUACAGUUGAUACAGAACCCCUAACCCAUCUCCCUCCCCUCGACGAAGGCAUUAUGUAAACGUGUUGAAUCACCCAUAACAUUUCGCUUCAGCACAUAUUAAUGCAUAUCGCUGUUGUUUAAUUGAGUACAAUUUACAUGGCUUCUCUGCCUGCGCCUGCAAAUUACAAGGGAAUUGUAAUGGGUCAAGCUUGACUUUUUCAUAUUUGGUAUUAUGUAUUUUUUAAAUAUUUAAAAAAAAAAAAAAAGUUCAAUGUUUUGGUCAAAAUGAUACAUUUUUGUCUUAUUUGUUUUUCCGUUUUCACCCCAUUGUAUUUGAACAUCUUUCAGAAAUGUAAUAACGAGGAAAUGUGCAACAGAAAUAGGCAUCUUUAAAAAGCAUAGCUAUAGAAAAACAUGAUCAGCAUGACCUCCUCUUUCAACAUGCCUAAGGAUAUAUGAUACAAAAAGAUAUUGUAUAUCCCUUAAUCCAUUCAAGCCCUCAUCGGUCAUGUAAACACCUUUAGGUCAUGACUCAUUUCAGGUCCACUGCUUUUUGCAUAUUAGCCUUUUUCAAAACAGCAACAAUCUAAUGGCACUAAACAUACUCCUAUCCCAUUGGAGAUGCUUACUUCCAUUGAGCUACAGCACAACAUGUUGUGACAUGAUGGACAGGAUUUUUAACCAAUGGCCACAUAAGAAUCCCUUCUGGUCCUUCCUCCUGGCUAGCGUGUGUGGCUAGUGGACUGUGAAUGUCACCGGCAGAAGCCAAUGACCCGGGUUCCGACCUCGUUAACAUCUAGCUGUGCUCUACCACAGAUCCACAGCGGUAAGAGUUGUGUCAGCAUCGAGGGCCUCUAGGUACUCACCAGACUGCCUUCGAGCUGUCACGUUUGUGCCUGAACAAAAUGUUUUUGUUCUUGGAGUAUCUCUCUCCUCCAACUACAGUACGCAGAUGCCUCCAUGCCAUUUGAACACAAGCCAUGCUGGCCUCUUUCAACCCCGUUGCCAUGGCAAAAGUGACAUUUGGAACCAUCACAGAUGUCAACCGCGUAAUGUAAACUGGGAGAGAGACUGUUAACCGGUAGUCUUGUAGGAAAACAGUGAUGUGUACUACAGGGCCACCGUAGUUUAAUCCAUCCGCUUCCAAACCUAUACCUACCACCAAAUAUAAGAAAACACUUUUUUUAAUGUAUCUCUAUGUCCUCGAUUAAGCCCCAUGGGAAUUAAUUUCAGACUUGACCAUGUUCUGAAUGUUUAGAAUCGUCUGAGGAGAAAGAGAGAAAAUACUACAUGGGUUUGGUUCUUUGUCCACAGAUUACAACAGUGAUGUUCUUGAGGUCCACUAAAACUGGUUGGUUUAAAAGUUUCCUCUACAGAUUAUUUUUUUCACUUAUCCCCACAUAACAGUUAAGGUGCUUCGUGGCUUUGGAAGGUCUCGGUUCAUUUCCUUUCCCCUCCAGUGGGUUUUAUAGGGAAGAAACACACACACCCUUGAGUUUUAACUUUGGUGGAGGGUGCCAGUAGCACCCAUGCACAGGGCGACACACACACACACACACACACACACACACACACACACACACACACACACACACACACACACACACACACACACACACACACACACACACACACACACACACACACACACACACACACACACACACACACACACACACACACACACACACACACACAGACGAGGGAUGCCAUUCAUGUCAGAGGGAAUAGAUUAGAGCCUCUACCAUAUUUGCGAAUUCAGCCAAGUGAGACAGUCCCUACUGACGCCACACUGCCUCGACUCUCUGCCCCCGCCUCCUUUCUCUCUUUUUAUUUUAACAAAUUGGCGGGCCUUCUCGAGCUUGACCUUCCCUUAAGCCUAGUAAUCCUAGAUAGCACCAGCCGGAAUGUCCUUUUUCCUUCCCGGAUCUUUUUUUCUACUCUUCCUUUACUAGUGCCUCCUUGCUCACGCUUUGGCCUUUUCCACCAUACUUCCACCAUGUUCUUUUUCUUUCUUUCGCCUCAACCAAAGCUAGCAGUUCCCAGUGCCGAAAGCUAGUCACUUGAAGAAAGAAGAGAUUGGAUAUGUUGAGUGUAUCUAGUGUAUGAGGUUUGGGUCAUAGAAGCAGGUAAUGUGAGAUAUUGUGUGUUGGUGUGUUUGAGAGAGAGGACGUGCGCACUGUGAUGAGAUGGAUUGCGUGCAGGUGAGGUCAGGAGAAAGAUAGGAGGAGGUCAGGGAUGAGGUUGGUUGUGUGUGGGAUGCGUCGGGAAACCUGAGAUGGAUCAGAUUGUGGAUCGUAGAUGACAUGGCAAGAAUGAGACAGAGAUAGAUAACAAGAGAGAGUGAGAAUGAGAGAAAGAGAGACAGGAGCUGGAUACAGUUGUGGACAUUGUGCUCCUCUGUUCAUGCUGACUGGACUUCCAUUAAAACCAGCAGCAACAGCUUCCAUCAGAGACAAUGAAUAACACAUCAUACUUCCUCCUCAUCUCCCAUGGCUUGGGCUAAUGAACUAUUCAAUGUACGAUGCGUGGCUGUGAAAUCUCAUUACCAAAACAACAUUUUAAUUGCGGUAGUUAAAGGUUUGAAGGCCAGUAAUUCUCGCGCCGGUGGGGCCCUGAUAGCGGUGUAGCACAGCCACGAGGGGCUAAUCUAAAACAAAUGAGAUUGCGGCUGUCGAAGAUGGAUAGAUGCUCUCACUCUUUGUCGCUCUCGUUCUGUCUCUCUCCAGCUUUUUAGCGGGUGGCAUAUUAAUCAUGUGUCUGAUUUAUUCGGCUUUAUAUAAUUUCCUGUGGUGAAGCUUCAACUUCUGUCUGAAGGCUUAUUCUGCCCUGGUGUGAAGGGAGAGGCUGGAGAGCCAGGUUAAUGAGAGAAAGGGUAGGAGGUGUGAUGUUUUGAGAAAGUUAGUAGUAAGUGUUUGUGAAAGGGGUGUGAGGUGUUUAACCUAAGGGUUGUUUUUAGUAGGUAUUUUUAACAUAACUUUUUUAGAGUGAAUUUUUUAUGUUGUUUGCUCAUGAAGUAAGUCAAUGAAUGAAAGAAAAGAAGAAGAAAAUGAGAGGGAUGAAAGCUUACUCAGUGCUAGAACUGAUGGUAACGCUUCAGACAGGUGGAAUGGGACUGCCGACUACGCCAAGUGUUACUUAACACAACAGGUGGCGUUGGGGCAUUGCUUAGAAUGCUAAUGUAUUGCAUGGCUGAGGAAUAGUGCAUGCUGGUUCUUUUUUUGUGUUUCCUGCUGUGCUGAGACUCUCACUGUUUGACUUCCUGUUCUAAUUACUACUUUAUACUCUCUUUAAUUAACCCUCAGACAGAUACAUCAUGUCAUAUCACUCUUAGCAAUAACUGCUCACACUGCUUAAAACUACCUUCCUUUUUUGUAUGGGUACCAAUAUGGACCAUAUUUAUUGCCACAUCCAUAUUUUCUGGAGGGAGGAUUUGUCAGAUAAAGAUGUGUGUCAUUUCAGGGGUCACCAAAUUCUUUUUAGUUUGCAUAGUCAAAAGUCUUGUUAUUACCUAAGAUCAGGCCUUCAUGAGCAUUCUCUGAUGCCAGUUAUAGUCUAAUUCCUAUUUACAGUAGAAAGUAGUGUGGCAAGUCUCCAACACUGUCACAAAAACCUAAUUUGUAGACAAGGCCUCAAACCAAAGUUAUACUCUCUAAACCUACGCUCUGUAAACCGUCUAGGUCCUUAUACCCAAACUCGAAACAAUAAUGACCCACUACCAGCAUGUCAACUCUGUUACAUCAUACCACCAGUGCUUCGAGUUGGACCAAAGGAGUUGCUAUAAUAUCUGUUUUUCUCUCUUUUUUUUAAAUUUGCAUUAUUCUUAUGCAACAUUUGUGUUCAACUCUAUAGAGACAACUAUAGAGACUGGUCCUGUUUUCAAUAGAAAGGUAUCGUGGGAGGAUGAAGUUCAAGAGAAACGUGUUUUCUGAUUCCUUUUGUCAAUGUCACUUGACGUGAGUCAUUCGGUGUGACAAGAUGUCAUGUUGUGUGACAAGGCGAUAAAGAAGCAGGACAUGUCAUGAUAUUACAAUGUGGCAUCAGUGAGUCAACAAGUGUAUGUGAAAGUACAGCAAAUGUACAAAUAAUCGAAUCAGUCUACUCUUCAACGGGAAACAUCGGAAUUGGUCUGUGUGCCAGCGGUUCGUUUUGAAAACAGGGCCGUCCCUUUUUACCGUUCUCAUUUUGAAAACUUUUUUGUUGUUGUUGUCUCGUUUAUGUUUCCAUUGUAUCUUGCAUUGCCCCUAAAGAGAAACACUAUUAAAUGUAUUAUCUUUGUUUAAUUCA